This is a messenger RNA of Quercus robur (English oak), 1334 nucleotides long. Its product is annotated as calcium uniporter protein 2, mitochondrial-like. Bases 93 to 1133 code for a protein of 346 amino acids. The transcript has 2 exons. Gene Ontology annotation, biological process: calcium import into the mitochondrion; mitochondrial calcium ion homeostasis. The record is from RefSeq and is a predicted model, not a curated record. Gene Ontology annotation, molecular function: calcium channel activity; uniporter activity. Gene Ontology annotation, cellular component: uniplex complex; mitochondrial inner membrane. NCBI's taxonomy places the organism in Eukaryota, Viridiplantae, Streptophyta, Magnoliopsida, Fagales, Fagaceae.
GCCAAACCCAUUCAUAAAAACAAAACUUAAAGGGCUUUUUCUCGAUUGUCCUAAACUAGAAUUCUCUCGUUGUCUCUGUGUUUUUUGUAUCAAUGGCGUUUAGAAAGACGCUGGCUCAGCGUCUUUUCAAUAUAACGAAGGUCUCAAAUCAGACCGUCGCGAAUUGCCGGGUUUCUUCCUCUUCGAUCCGGACCCGGGUCCCGCCCGAUCCGGACAAGCCCGCCAUUGGUUCGGAUCCCGGAGAUAAGGGCAUUUUCCGGAGGUUUCUUCACAAGGGUGCUGCUUUUCAGCCGGAGCUCCGGUCACCACCGAUCGGGGAGAACCUGCUGGAUAAGCUGAAAUCCAUGGGCAUUGCCCGGGACAGGAUCCGACUGGAUGGUCUGAGUCCGCCGCCGGCGAAUGUUUCGGUGGAGAGGCCGGUGGUGACGGUGGACCAUGCUAGGAAGUUACUGAGGGUGGCGCAGUUGGAAGCGGUGAAAACGAGGCUGAGAGAGAUCCAGCAAAGUUGGAUUUCUUAUCCGGACUUUGUUUGGGUCUGCAGUGAAGGGUGUUCGGAUCCGGAUCAGGGUCUCGGGCUCGCAAAGAUGCUUGAUGAGUCCGGAACUGUCAUCGUCUUGGGAAACAACGUGUUACUCAGGCCUGAACAGGUUGCCAAAGUCCUCCAAACUCUUAUUCCUAUGCCUGGAGGCGAUCCAAAUGACCCAAGACUAAAGGAGCUGGAAGAGAUGGAAAAGCAGAAGGCUGAAAUCAACAAAAAGGCUGACAUCUUGGUUCGCCGGGAACUCUGGGGUGGACUGGGGUUCCUGGUGUUGCAAACAGCAGGGUUCAUGAGGCUAACAUUUUGGGAGCUAUCAUGGGAUGUUAUGGAGCCAAUUUGCUUCUACCUUACUUCAAUGUACUGCAUGGCUGGAUAUACAUUCUUCCUCAGGACCUCCAGAGAGCCUUCUUUUGAAGGCUUCUAUCAAAGUCGGUUCCAAUCAAAGCAGAAGCGCCUCAUGAAAAUCAACAAUUUUGACAUUGCAAAGUAUGAUGCUCUCCAAAGAGCUUGUUAUCCCAAUUCAGUGUUUUCAGAACAGGCAGCAACUUCAACCGGUCCAAUUGAAAAAGUUCAUUUUGGUACCAUAAACCAUUAAUUCAACAGCCCCAAAACUUGGGAUAAUAUGGAAUUCAACUUCUAAACACCCCUGCAUUAUGUAACCCAAAAAAAUAGAUGCGGCUUUCUAUAACGUAUUGUUGAGUCUUUUUGUAGUUUUUUUUUUUAACCAACACCUAACAUCAUUCUGGUCCUUCUGGAUCAAAAUUACAAGUUAUAAAUGAAAUUUUGUUCUGACAUA